AUGAGUCAGUUUAUCACGGUACAAGUGGGACAAUGUGGAAAUCAGAUCGCUUCGGCAUUUUGGCCUUUAGCGUUACACGAAUAUGGUAUACAAACUUCAAAUACUGGGGUGAACUUGCUUAAAGCACAACAAAAUUAUAUUAAAAAUAUAAGCGACUUAUCGGAUGCGUUUGACAGCUUCUUUUUUGUACCUGAUAAUUCGCAGAAUGUAUCCUUCAAGAGUAUAACUGAUUUAAAAAGAGCUAAAGUCAAAGCCAGGGCAAUAUUAAUAGAUAUGGAAGACAGUGUCAUAGGGGGAUUGAGAAGGGGUCCUAUACAUGACUUAUUCGAUAAUACUUGUGUCGUGACAAAUUAUCCAGGAUCUGGGAAUAAUUGGGCUGUAGGUCAUUAUACUCAUGGUAUAGAAUAUCAUGAAAGGCUGGAAGAUACUAUAAGGUAUUCGGUAGAGAAGUGCUCUAGACUACACGGUUUCCUAAUUAUGCAUUCUCUGGGAGGUGGUACUGGUUCUGGAUUAGGAACUGCUGUUCUAAAGUCACUAACCGAUAAUUAUCCUGCUAUAGAUAGAUUGGUAUCUUGCGUAUAUCCAAUAGUUGCUCAAGAUGUUAUUACAGCUCCGUAUAAUGCAUUAUUGGCAACGAAAGAACUUAUAGAAUACGCGACGUGUGUAUUUCCUAUUGAAAAUGAAUCACUUUUGGAUAUAUGCAAUACACAGUUGAAACAGAAAAAUAAUAGAGAUCAGAUAAAUUACAAUAUUUGGUGCAAACCAUUUCAAGAUAUGAACAGUAUCGUUGUAAAUGUGCUUCUUCACUUAACUAGCGGAUCCAGAUUUCCUGGUAGUUUAAAUAUGGAUAUGAACGAAAUAGCAACGAAUCUUGUAGCGUAUCCAAAAUUACAUUAUAUAUUUAGCAGCGUUAGUCCAUUAGCGCUAACCGCACCAACAAUGUGUAAUAUGCAAGGAACAAAGUUACUCGACGAAUUAUUCGUUAAUGUAUGGUCCCGAAACAAUCAGUUGAUCAAAAUAGAUCCACUGCAGCCAAAUUCUUUAAUUUUAAGUGCUGCGCACAUUGCUAGGGGAAGUUGUUCUAUAAACGAUUUGAAACGGAAUAUAGAAAGGUUUCGAAGCAAAGUUUCGUUUUCGGAAUGGAGCAAAGAAGCUAUGAAAAUAGGUUUAUGUUCAGUACCUCCAACGGGACAUUUAUCCUCCUUGUUAUGUCUUUUGAAUACUUCUUCGAUGUCAUUAUUGUUUAAAAAUCUAGUAAAGCAAUUUAGCAAGUUGUAUAGAAGAAAGGCACAUGUGUAUCAUUACACGCAAGUACGUGGUUUCGAAGAAACGCAUUUUCUCGAGAGCAAAGAAAUCAUUUGUGAUUUAAUCGCACAGUAUGCAGAAUUAGAAAAUGAAAGACAGCCGGAUAUAUCUCGGUUGCAAAUCCUUUAAACUGUUCGUUUUGUCGAGUUUAUUUAUUAAUUCGAUCUGUACAUU
Habropoda laboriosa is the source of this 1479-nucleotide messenger RNA. RefSeq names its product tubulin epsilon chain. Gene Ontology annotation, cellular component: microtubule; cytoplasm. The record is from RefSeq and is a predicted model, not a curated record. Gene Ontology annotation, biological process: microtubule cytoskeleton organization; mitotic cell cycle. The coding region runs from base 1 to 1434 and encodes 477 amino acids. Lineage: Eukaryota; Metazoa; Arthropoda; Insecta; Hymenoptera; Apidae. The transcript is spliced from 9 exons. Gene Ontology annotation, molecular function: GTP binding; structural constituent of cytoskeleton.